AGUCUAUCGUCUUGUUCGUAUGUAGAAGUACAUCAACAUAUGAGAGCAGGAGGUCAGUGCUGAGUAUCGUGCCCUCUGAAUGGUAACUCGGAAGGAAAGAGACUCCGAGUGACGGUGUGCAGAAACCAUGAGCAGCGAGUCUCGUGACUACAGCAUACGCUUUGAUGCCGUGUGCGCGACUCGUGACUGCCAUCUUCAACAGUCAUCAUCAAUGCAUAAAUCCGAUCGAAGAUCGAUGUUACUUAUGGUGUGGUUGUAGUUGCAUUUGAUUUUGAUAGGACACGUGUGCCCGCAUUUUUACAAUAUUAAAUCCAAGAUGUUACUGCGCAGAUCACCAAGAAGUACGACGCUGGUGUCCGCGUAGCUCCACAACACAACAACAGAGCUCCGCUGGCUGAGGAAAGCGCUCAUCUGUUCGUGCAACUCUCCUGGUACGACAGACUGACGAGAACGUGCAACUCUCGGUCCCCACAGAACAAGUUUUUUCUUGAACCUGAAGCCCGAGUUUCCACCUUUUUCUGGUCCCACGUGUACCCCCAACUACCAGUACCACGAUGCCGGGCGCCGCGGGAGCUGGUCUGUUGGCGGAUUCGCUGGACAGCUACUUCAACGGGAACAGGAACAAGCAUCCAGAUCUGUACACGACGCUGCACGACAAGAAUGGCGGCACGUCGUUCUUUCACGAAGGUGCGGUGGGCGUCGCGGUGAAGAAUCCAAAUACCUCGAUCGGUCGCGCUGACAAGAUUUUCGCGUCUGAAACUUCGCCUCUGGCCGCGGUGAACACACGAUUGCCGAACCGCCAAAUGAGCAGUGUUGAGGCGGCUGCGGCAUUCCUUGGAGGAGGAAGAAUAAGCGCGGGGGGAAGUUGUAGCAGCAAUAACUCCGGGCGAACAGUAGAAACAUCCUUACCACGAACAAGCUUCGCAGCAGUUCCUACAGGACGCCCCCCCCCCCCCCAUCCCUCAAUUGCGAUCACGAGUGGCCCACCACGGGGAGGGGAGCAACCUCGCCUGCGGGACAGCGGUCACUGGGGCAGCGCUGACAGUAAUGGGUUGUUGCCUGAUCCAAGUAGAAAUGCUGCACGAGUGCGGACGGUCACCAGUUACGCUGCAGGAGAGUCAGGGUCAUCCCUGUCUUCCACCGGAAAAUUGCAACAGCCGUUAGAUCAGCAUCAUGACAUGGCUUCGCGCAAACCCACUGUGACGAAACCGCCGACAUCGACGACAUUUGCCAGUCCGGACACAUCGUCUCCCAAAUUGAAGUCUAAAGAGGUGAUGCAGGGCUUCCUCCGUGAUGUGUGCACCGCGUACUGGAACGUUGUUGAAACAAAGUCCAAGAAUAAAAGUGUAAAGGUGGAGAAUGAUGACAAAGGACAAUCCGACUUCGGGCAGGACGGUUACGGGAGAAACAAAACCGGGAGGGAGAUGCUGUUGCGGUGGUUCAACCACCCCGUCGCCCCAUAUUCGGUCACCGGACUACACCCACCACACGGGAACAGGUUGCAAGACUCUCAACCGAGGGCGAAGGGCGUACAACUAAGCCCGAACUCCCAAGCGCUGGAGAACGCGCACCCAGGAUUAACCAGCCGGCUUGCUCGGCUCGAGGAACGACUUGAGAACACACUGACGAACAACACCCAAGGCACGAUGAACGUGGGCGACCAGAACGAUCUGAGGCAACAGAUGAAGUGUUGUCGACUAGGAAGCAUUGACGGCAAGCGGCUCUACAUGUGGAUUCCUCCGUGGCAAAACUUACCGGAGAACUGGGGGAUGUUUGGCGGCCAGAGCUUGACCAGUUGCGUCCAGGGCAUGCUGAAAAAAUUUUACGACGUUGACUGUACUACCCCGAUGUUUCGAAGAUUGGUUUUUAUUGAAGUUGAUAUAGCAUAUUUUUCGUUUCGCCUGUGAGUGUAUAUAAGCACCUUUCUCGUCGCCACAAGAUCCUAGGUCUUGUUGCUCCUACAACUGCUCCAUACAACAUAAAAACGACACCACACCAUGCACAUUCCAACACACGAUCAAAACGACUACUUAGGCUCAAGCGACGAAUCCAGCAAUAACCCGUGCUGCGUAAAUGGGAAGCUUGUUUCAUCAAGCAACUGUGGCUUAGAAGAUUUGGCAACCUUGGCGAAAGUAGGAACUGAUCAGCCUGCGGCAGGUUCUGAGGUACUGAUAAAAGUUCUUCCUAAAAAUGCAUCGUGAUAUACAAGUGAAAAAAAGUUCGUUGCCUUAUUUGUUACUGAAGAGAAGUUAAGAAAGUGGAUUUUGUCACGCAAAAGUGUCGCGCAUCACUUCACUAUAUAAAUUCUGGUUGUGCAGGGCGUAGACUAUAAUGAUGUGAGUGGGGCUGUCGUCAUGGGUCAGCCGGUACAAGGAGAAGGUCCAGCAGCAGCAGCAGCUGAUCAACGUACUAUCAUGCUUCUUUCGCUUCAGCAGGCUGCUAUGAACUGAACAGCUUAUGCAUCAUGCUCAUGGGUCAAUGCCGAUAUUUUGGUUUCGAUGUCGGACGUAGAUGCACAUAAUUUGAUUUGAACAUACUUACGUGACUGAUCGAUGUUUUUUGUGAUACUCUCCAAGGACGAAAACGCAUGCGCAAAGUAAAUUUUGAAAAAUACAUCACUCAGCGAUUGCCAAGAACCCGAAUCCAGUAACGGUUGUCACCGGUGAGCCCGUCCGCCUCGGCAACCCCGCGUCGCUUGAGCACACGCAAACCAAAACCGUUGGCGGUACCCCGGUUGUCGUUGCGAAACCUGCAAUUGACGCAGCAGUUGCAGCAGUACCAAAAAACGAUGAGUCAGAUGCUGGAGGAAAGACUGCACCUCAAACAUCGCCGUAAUAAACCUCGACGAAGCGAUCGCGAUGAUGAGUAGUUCUCGUCGAAGUAACACCUAGUACUGCGUGCCAAUGGUGCGGACCACGUUGCCUGAUUUCGACCUCUCUUCUCCAGUUUCCAAUUUCUCGAUGGCAUCUUUCGUCGGGCCGGAGAAUACGGUCAAAAGCCGUGGUUGGAUGAGGAGUUGGUGCGCUGAUGUUGUAUAGUCUCGCCACUGAAAUUAUCUGGCACGAAUGUAUGAUAAUGAUAUGAAGUAAUGAUCUUUCUUUCUAUAGCCACAACGUACACUAGAUGAAGAUGAGCAACUGCUUCUCGUCGUCAAGGACCAUCCAUCGGUCUUGGAAAGGCAAUCGCUCUCCGAAAUUGGACAAUCAAUGUCGAUUGUUGAUGCGCAAAAAAGUAGAAAAUGAAAAGACAAGGGCACGAAAUUAACGGACUCCGUUGGGUUUCCGAAGAGGAAGGAAC
This is a messenger RNA of Amoebophrya sp. A120, 3297 nucleotides long. NCBI's taxonomy places the organism in Eukaryota, Dinophyceae, Syndiniales, Amoebophryaceae. The record is from the annotation of a GenBank genome assembly.